AUGAUUUUGUCCAAGACGGAAAUCCGACUUCAGGAUCGAGUUGAGGAUCGGUAUUUGGGCGACUGGACACUGCUUGAGCUAGCACUUAUGCUCGAUCACCGGCAAUGCGCGGAUGCCUUGCUGCAGAAUGGAGCAACCGUCGACGUUGAUGCUUGCUCGUUCUCGUGUCGUUUGAAGCUGCUUCAGGAACGUAGCGAGCUUGUCUCGUACGAAAUUCAGUGCCUAAAAAACAACGCUAUUCAAAAUAAAGACCGAGUAGUAAAUAGGCACGGUAGAGUUGAUUGGCUCCAACAGGCUUUUUUCCAAACAUUUUCAAGCCAAUUAAAAAAGAUUACAUUUCAGGAUAACUGGAAACAGUUACAGUAUCUGGAAAAAAGAUUGACGCAAUUGAAAAAAAUGAAAGCAGUUGUGGAACAUACGAUCGUUCCUGGACCACUGACAGAUGUUGAAGCAGUUGUUUCAGGGUCUGAUCAGCUUACUAUUUGGUGGAAAGAUGUCCGACAGCAUAAUAUGGAUUCUGUUGUCAAUUAUAAAGUUGAGUGGAGUUUGUGCGACGAUUUCAGCAGCAUUGAAGGAAGCUCACUUGUAAAUACCAUAUCUAAGAACUAUGCAGUUAUAUCAGGCCUCAAACGUGGUCUGCGGUAUUCAGUGCGCGUUAGCGCAGCUUCCAUCCGUGGCUACGGUCAUCCAGUCCGUGCGGUACCACAACUCUUGCUCAUUUCAAGUAAAUUGCACUUCACUGCACAGCCAUUUCCUGAAUUUAAAUUUGCAGUUUAA
Molecule: messenger RNA, 777 nt
Organism: Gongylonema pulchrum
Lineage: Eukaryota; Metazoa; Nematoda; Chromadorea; Rhabditida; Gongylonematidae
Source: the annotation of a GenBank genome assembly